AUGCCACCUAAGCAAAAAGCCACUGAAGAGUCAGGCAGCGCCACCAAAGUGGGCAAGGUGGCCAAGGCGGAUAAGGUCGACAAACCUCCACGGAACAAGCGAUGGGCUAAGAUUUCCGGAUCUGCCAAUGCAUACGAUGCAUACAACUUUCAGAUUCAGGCACCUGACGCAUAUGAUUACAUUUGCCUUUGCAAGCCGCUUAAUGACAGUGGAUACGAUGAGGACGACGAGUGGGACGACGAGGAUGAGGACGAGGAAGACGAAGACAAAUAUGAAGAUAAAGAAGAAAAUGUUGCGGACAAGCAAAAAAAGGUCCCUUGCGACAACGGCGAGACCUGCGUCUGCUUCAAGCCCGCUGCGGAGCUUCCGGAGCAUUCAUGGGUUGUCACUAAUGCAAGCAUACACAAGUUAACUGCAUUAGGAAUCAUGACCAGCUUGCGUCGCCCAGACGGAUUUGGGAUGUACAUAUCGAACGAUCACUAUGGUUUCGGUGUUCUUGAGGUGGGGCAGAAUCUUGUCCUUGAUUUUGAGGAAGCAAAGACUUGGAAGGAGAAGUGGACUAUCUGCGAGGCCACAGCUCUGUUCUUCGCAAAGGGUGUCGCCGAUCCCUUGUUCCAGGUCGAUGAUGUUCAAGGUGUGGAAGACUUUAUGGAAUUGAUUGGUGUUAUGUUCACCACGAUGCUAGCCAUACUGGAUCGCGAAGGUCUGCUAAAGCCCGAAUCGGAAGUGAAGAGUCUGGGCGUGGUCAUGGGGGCAUUCGUUCGUUUCAUUCUCACAGACAUCGGCCCGGAUCACAGCAUGGAUGCCGGUGAGCUCGACAAAAAAGUCCUUGCCUAUGCCAAGAAGUACAAUAUUGAACUCAAAGGCCUGUCCGAUCUUGAGGACGAGCUUGAGGAUCAAAGAUCAGUGGCUGAGGCGCUCGAACUUCCUGCGUCUGAUGACAAAAAUAGUGAUCCCUGGGGCUGGAAGAAGACCCUGUCGCAGUACAAGAAAGACUAUGGGCGGCCUAAGAUCGGAGGCGAUACCUACGAUAUCACUACCUUCACCCCUGCCGCUCGCAGGAAAGAGGCUUUUGGUAAUAAGGACCCCUUGUCCAAGAAGGACAUUGAUGCUCUUAAGGCCGGUAUGGUGAUGCAGUAUGCUUGA
Penicillium odoratum is the source of this 1146-nucleotide messenger RNA. RefSeq lists its product as uncharacterized. NCBI's taxonomy places the organism in Eukaryota, Fungi, Ascomycota, Eurotiomycetes, Eurotiales, Aspergillaceae. The record is from RefSeq and is a predicted model, not a curated record. Bases 1 to 1146 code for a protein of 381 amino acids. The transcript has 3 exons.